This is a messenger RNA of Paramecium octaurelia, 403 nucleotides long. NCBI's taxonomy places the organism in Eukaryota, Ciliophora, Oligohymenophorea, Peniculida, Parameciidae. The record is from the annotation of a GenBank genome assembly.
GUUUUAUGGGACCUAUAAAGAAAUUACAAGCAUUCGUUUGUGCUCAGACAUUCUGGCCAUAAUUUAUGGUGAGAUGGUUUUAAGCAGAGAAAGGGCCAUUCACAAUAUUUUUCUAUUGUCCUUUGGCAAAAUGCGGGAUAUCAGUGGCUAACAUAUACGAUAUCAUUAAGAAGCCUGUAGAUACAAUAAAUCCAGUUCAAUAGACUGUGAUCGCAAUGUCAGGAACUCUCUUUGCAAGGUUAGACGUAAUCUGUAAAAUAGAUGGUGCUGGAUUCUCAAGCCUCGAUAGUUUAUGCUUGUAUUUGCAAACUCAGUAAUGGCAUCAACAGGGAUCAUUUAGUUGUGGAGAAAAUUGUAAGUAUUUUGAAAGAUUAGUUUUAGUCAAUCAGGGUAAUCAGUGUGA